This is a messenger RNA of Abrus precatorius (Indian licorice), 2028 nucleotides long. Its product is annotated as UDP-glucuronate 4-epimerase 4-like. The coding region runs from base 403 to 1650 and encodes 415 amino acids. The transcript has a single exon. NCBI's taxonomy places the organism in Eukaryota, Viridiplantae, Streptophyta, Magnoliopsida, Fabales, Fabaceae. The record is from RefSeq and is a predicted model, not a curated record.
GCCAAUUUACAAUAUGCAACAAUCAAUCAAUCCUAUCCUAGCUUAGCUAGAUCGCCCGCAUCCCAAAACGGCACUUCCUCAUUUUUGUUUUUGCUUCAUCCCAUUACAAUCUCUCUCUCUCUCUCUCUCUCUCUCUCUCGUUUUCAAACCUCGUUUUUAUUUUAUCCUAGUUUUCAAGACGCGCUCUCCUGUCCCUCACUUUGGAUAAAUGGAUAAGUGCCCAACCUACAACAAUUUACCUAAAACAACACAAUUUACACACGCAGCGACCAGGUGAAAAUUAACACAAACACUUAUUUGUUUUCCCUUCUCACGGCACAUAAUUCAACUGAAAAAGAAGCAACCGACACCACCAUUUUAUGCAUCCCCUUUUUCUCUCUCUAUUACGGAUUCCAUAAACCAAUGAGCAUUCAUCGAACGCGGUUGCCACUGUCGAUCACCAAGCUCCUCUUCUGGUCGCUCAUGUUGCUAAGCUUGAUCGUCCUGCUAUUGUUGGGAUCUCCUCCGUCGUCCGCUUCCCAUUCCCAUUCCCGGCGAUCCCUCCGCGGCGGAGCUCACUGGGAGACAUCCGUUCGCGAAUCUGCCACCCCUCGUCCUCCCUCUAAAUCCAAACCCCUAACGGUCCUCGUCACCGGUGCAGCCGGUUUUGUUGGGACCCACGUCUCCAUUGCUCUCAAACUCCGGGGAGACGGCGUCGUGGGCAUUGACAACUACAACCGCUACUACGACCCCUCCCUGAAGCGUGCACGGACGCAGCUUCUCGCGCGUCACGGCGUCUUCGUGGUGGAGGGAGACAUAAACGACGGCGCUCUCAUGAGGUCUCUCUUCAAAUUAGUGAAAUUCACGCACGUGAUGCACCUGGCGGCCCAGGCUGGGGUACGCUACGCGAUGAAGAACCCUUCCUCUUACAUUCACAGCAACAUUGCGGGCCUCGUGAGCGUUUUCGAGGCCUGCAAGUCGGCGAACCCUCAACCCGCUAUCGUGUGGGCCUCCUCGAGUUCCGUUUACGGCCUCAAUUCGAAGGUGCCGUUCUCGGAGCGGGACCGGACGGACAAGCCGGCCAGCCUGUAUGCUGCGACCAAGAAGGCCGGCGAGGAAAUUGCGCACACUUAUAACCAUAUUUAUGGACUUUCCAUUACUGGGUUGCGCUUCUUCACCGUUUAUGGGCCUUGGGGCCGGCCCGAUAUGGCGUAUUUCUUCUUCACUAAAGAUAUAUUGAAAGGGAAACAGAUAGGUAUCUUCGAGGGUCCUCACGGUGGUUCCGUGGCCAGGGACUUCACUUACAUUGAUGAUAUUGUGAAGGGUUGCUUGGGGGCUUUGGACACUGCUAAGAAGAGUACUGGGAGUGGGGGCAAGAAGAAUGGGCCCGCCCAGUUACGCGUUUACAAUCUGGGCAACACUUCGCCCGUCCCCGUCGCCAAGCUUGUCAGCAUUCUCGAGAAGUUGCUCAAGGUGCCUUCUAAGAAGAAACUGUUGCCCAUACCUGCAAACGGCGACGUCGUUUUUACGCAUGCCAAUAUUAGCUUGGCCAGGAAGGAGAUCGGCUACAAGCCCGCCACUGAUUUGGAAACGGGUUUGAAGACAUUUGUUGAUUGGUAUAUGGAUUAUUAUUCUCCCUCUUCGGAGAAAAGUGCUGCUAGUGCCUGGUAAGGUAGACUCGAUUCAAUUACUUUUUUCUUUUUCUUUUUCUGUUUGUUUGAUUUUGCAAAUUGUUCCUGCUUUUCUCUUCUUCGUGAAUUGAAACCACUCAACUGAGUGAAAGUAAGUCCUGUACAUAGAUCGUCUACGUAUUCAUUUCCCCUGAUUUACAAUUGUCAUCGGUGGUUUAGGAACUGUACAAUUUUAGGUCUAGGUUUGAACAUAUAGGUUGAUCAAUAAUUUAAGGGCUACUUCAAUUAUAUUCUUUAUUUAUUUGUUUUUCAAAUGUUGUUUGGAACACACGACCCUUGAGAAGUUAUAAUCUGUUUAAUUUGGGUGUUCUGCUUUAUGGGAACCAACUGGGAAUUUGAAGUAUUGUUUCGUCUUAUU